Copidosoma floridanum is the source of this 2066-nucleotide messenger RNA. RefSeq lists its product as uncharacterized. NCBI's taxonomy places the organism in Eukaryota, Metazoa, Arthropoda, Insecta, Hymenoptera, Encyrtidae. The record is from RefSeq and is a predicted model, not a curated record.
GGUCGGCAGUGCAGAAAAAGGGCCCCGCAGUCCGCAACCACCUGUUAUGCAGGUGUUGUUCUCUGAACUCAACUAGAUUUACUGUACUUAUAAUUUAUGAAACAUGAAUACUUACUUUUACUGUUGAUCGUGAAUCUUUUGAGUCAAAUCGUGUUUUGUUUCUCUUCCGAGAAAGGAGGAAUUUUUAAAAGAGCUGGUGCUGCGCACAAGUGAUUUUUGCCAUACACAGCAAAAUGAACAACGAAUAUUUUCGAAAAAACCAUAGAUUGGAUCCUAAGGAUUUGCAUGCUGAAUUGAGAAAAAAUGGAACAAGUGAUACCUCAGUUUAUAGUACUUGUUCCAAUGGUGGUAGUAAUGAUAGCAACAGCAGCAGCUUGAAUAAAGAUAAUGUGAGAGGAUGUGUGCAAGCUGUUGGUCAAGCCAUGCCAAAUGCUAAAGAUCCAAAUGUUACGUUAAAAGAGUCUUUUUUUGAAAAUGAUACAAGCUAUGCCAUCAGUCCUCUUGAUCAAAACUUGGAUGUACUUUCUGAAAGUGAUAUUUUCAUGGACUGUUUGGAUGAAAACACGUUAAACUCUUGUAAUAUGAAUAACAUUAAUUUGGAUGAAAAAAAUAGCAAAUUUAAUUUACAUGAAGAUCAAAGUACAGAAUAUAUACCGUUUAAACCUACAUUAUUGCAAAAUAUAUCCAAAACAAACGCCAACAGGUACAAAAAUGAUUCUGAUCAACGUGAGUUUAAUGUUGGUUUAGCUAAAAGUAAUAUUUCAUCAAGCAAAUCAUCUAGUAUGGAAAAAAGUGAACUAGAUGGGCUAAGGACUGUCUUGGAUGAAUCUACUGUAAUUCGCGCUGCUACAACUUCAACUUCUCCCAAUAAUAUUUCUAAAACCCUUGAAAAUACUGGGAAGUAUUUAGUAGAUUUAGCAAAUGAAAUUAAUUCUUACCAUCAGAAUUCUACAAAGAUUUUCUCUGCCAAUGAAGCUGAUCUUUCAGAAGAUGCUUCAGACAAAAAGCAAUCAAAAUAUACAAAAAACAAUUCUAGGCUGCAGGAUGGUACAAGUCAGUACAAUAUAUGUAGAAGAACCGAUGAUAACUGCAACCAGAAUACUACAGAGUCUUUCAUUUUUUGGGAAAAACAAUGCGAACUUUACGAAAAUUCAAGUUUAAGGAGCUCUUUGUCAGACUUGAGCACCACCAAUGACUACGACGGUGACAACGAACAUUCAUCAAUUUUCAAAAGUCUGGAUGAUACCUACUUGUCGAAUUAUUCGCGAUACUUAAUGGAUGAAGAGCGUAUUGUAAAAAAACGGUCCAUGUACAGAAGCAAGUCAUGUGAGAGUUUUUUGAGAGAAGCCAAGCAUUUACCUCACGUUUUGUGUGAUAAGUUUCUAAAAUAUUUAGCUACAGAAAUAAAAAACAUGAGAAAACAAAAAGUUUAUUGUACGUGUUCCAAGACCUUUGAAAAGCCCCACAACAAAGAGAACAAUGAAAAAAGUGUCAAAAACUGUGUAAGGAAGACUACUCUCAAACUUAGAAACUGUGGAAAUGCAACAGACAGACAAUUGCUAACUAAGAAAUUGUUGUUGGAUCCAGCCACAAAUGGGGCAACGUUAUUGUCUCUAGGUGCAUUAAAAAAUACCAAUAAUAAUAAUAGUACAAGAUUAUCUCCAGAGAUUGUUAGAAAUUCGUCAUAUAGAAAAGCUACUCUCUCACCAGACUUGUUGAAAGUACCAUCUGAUCUCAAUAAUGUACAAAGAUUAAAUUCAAGAUCUCCCAAUAAAAGUAGUAUAACGCCAACACAUAAGCACAAGCUGGUUUGGCAAAAAGAAAUCGUUUCUCCUGUCGGUGAGUAUAUAAAAGGCAGAAAUCCUUUUAAAAACUCGCCAAACAAAAAACAUCUGUAAUAGUCAUCAAAUGAACUAUUAAAAAGUAUUAACAAGUGAUAAGAGUGCAAGUCACUUUUUGUUUCAUUUUUCGUUUUUAUUAAUAAAUUUUAUAAACAAAAGAUACAUUUAAUUCGAAUGUUUAUCACGCGCCAUGUGCAGGUUGUAUGAUAAUUAAUGUUUUUAUAA